AAACAUAAGAUACCUGUCUCGCCUGUAUUUUUGUGUGUAAAAGUGGGAUUUGCCACGAUGCCAAAACGCCCGGCCUCAAGACAGUCGGUUUCCAAGUUAACUCCAGACCCUGACCAAGCCCAAUGGGUCUUUAUUGUUAACGAUAAAGUUUUAGAGUUUAAUGGAGACAAUGAAAACAAACCAAUUAUUUGUCAAUUAAGGCACCCCAAAACAGAUGAAGGCUCAUACUACCUGUUUUCACCUGAUGGUAAAGAUAUAUAUGAGGUUAUAAAAUAUAAAGAAGAAUUUCGAUCUUGGUUAAUAGAUCAAACUGUACAACAAGAUGGUGGAAUUGUUAUAACAAGUCCUGUAGAUCCAGUCUUUUUAGUCUUACCAUAUCUCAUACAAAAAGAUAAGUGUUCUAAGUUUAUGACAUUAGAUCAGAUUGUGGUUGAUGAGAAAUUUUCAGAAUGUCGAAGGUUACAAGAGUGUCAAGGUUUAGAAGAAUUACAUCAAGUAGCUGAUAUAAAAGGUGAUGAUGAUUUCAAAGCUUAUAGAUAUAAUGAAGAGAAAACAAUGUCAUGGUUAAAAGCUAAAGUAGACAUUUUAACAGAUCAUAUCAUAAAAAAAGAACUUCAUGUUAAUACAUCACAGAGUUCUAAUUUUGUAAAAUCUAAAAAAGAAGAAAAUAUAGAAAGAGAUGUUUUUGUUAAGUAUUCUUAUGGUAUAAUAUCUGAUUAUCUCCCUUUAACUCUCAGUAAACAGUUACAUCAAUAUUUAGGAAUUCCAGAGGUAGAAGAAAAACCAAAGACCAGUAAUUCAACAGAAGAACCUCCAGCAAAGAGAGUCAAGCUAGAAGAAAUAAAGCCAUUAGAAGAUUAUUCUAAACAGAAUAAAGAUAAAAAGAAAACUACUCUAUCUAAGAAACUUUCUAAUGCUCAGAAAAAAUUAGAAAAAGUGGACAAAUCAGGAAUGAAAAGUUUAGCUAGCUUCUUCUCUCCUAAACCAAAAUCGUAGAACUGUUUGUUCGUUACUUAUUCCACUAGUGCAUUUAUGUCUUGGAUUUCUUUUGGGGCGUUUACCUUAACCCUUGAACCCGAGCAAGUUAUAUUAUUUGGAGUUCAGGGUAUAUAAUAUUUUAUUUCAUUUACAUAUUUACUACAGCGUUCAAAGGGUUAAAAAGAUAAGUUUGACCUGUAUAGAUACUUUUGUACAAGUUGAUUAACCUCAGCUGUUUCAUUUUGAUCACAAUUGUGUCAAGAAUUUAUUAUUUUAUAAAAUUUUAUAAUUAUUGAAAAUAUGUUCAUAUUAGCUUGAUAACACAUAAAAGCCUACAGUUUUGGUGUGAUUUGGAUGAAAUUUGGUAUGUAUGUGUAUAUUAGUGUGGUCUAGUAUUAUUACCUUUUCAUAAAUGAUUUGUUAGUUAUUACCCUUGUUACAAGAUAUACAUGUAAGUAAUAAACUAGAAUCCAGUAGUUUACACUGCCAUAAAAUUUUCUGCUGUGUUGGAGUAAGGCAUUUUGGUUUUGUAGUAAAAGUGACAUAUGUAAAUUGGUGGCAAAGGUUUGUCCCAAAUAGCACAUGGAACUCUAUCAUCAUUUGUUUUCAAUUAUUGUAUGUAUUUACAAUGAAGUGCAAUGUUGAAACUUAUAUUUUGUGCUUUGUGAAGAAAUGAUAAAUUUUAAGUAAUUG
Molecule: messenger RNA, 1671 nt
Organism: Lottia gigantea (owl limpet)
Lineage: Eukaryota; Metazoa; Mollusca; Gastropoda; Lottiidae
Exons: 10
Coding region: 58-996 (312 amino acids)
Biological process (GO): ribonucleotide metabolic process; RNA catabolic process
Cellular component (GO): ribonuclease H2 complex; nucleoplasm
Source: RefSeq, a predicted model, not a curated record